AUGAGACCCGAGACAGAGUUCCUCCCUGGACACCAGAAGCUCAGCGCUCGGAUCCGAAGGAGACUCUACUAUGGCUGGGACUGGGAAGCUGACUGCAGCUUGGAGGAACUCUCCAGCCCCGUGGCAGACAUUGCUGUGGAACUGCUCCAGAAGGCAGCCCCCAGCCCUAUUCGCCGGCUCCAGAAGAAAUACGUAGCUCAUGUGUCCCGGGAGGCGUGCAUCUCCCCGUGUGCUAUGAUGCUUGCUCUGGUGUACAUUGAACGGCUCCGCCAUCGAAACCCAGACUACCUACAGCACGUGUCGUCCUCUGACUUGUUCCUGAUCUCCAUGAUGGUGGCCAGUAAGUACCUCUAUGAUGAAGGGGAGGAGGAGGAGGUCUUCAAUGAUGAAUGGGGAGCUGCAGGGGGUGUGGCCGUGCCCACUCUCAAUGCCCUGGAGAGGGGCUUCCUGAAUGCCAUGGAUUGGCGUCUUUACACUGACCCUCGGGAGAUCUUUGAGGUGCUGAGCUGGCUGGAGAGCUGUGUGGCUGAGCAGCAGGGACGGCGGCGGGGCUGGUACACCUACACAGACCUGUGUGUGCUGCUGGAGCAGCCGGCCUGGCAGUUGGCCCUGGGCUCCCUCUGCCAGCGGCUGGCAAAGCUGUCUUGCCUGUUAGCUAUGGCAUAUGUGAGCAGUGUGGCCUUGGCUGUGGCGUCACUGGCUGUAAUUCACCAGUCCUUGGGGCUGCCCUGCAGCCCCUCGCCCGGCCCCCCGGACCUUGGACUGGCCUCCAGGUGCCUCUUGGAACCCUGCAUACCUUCUCCCGUGCCACAGUGCCUGCCAUGUCCUGUUAACGUCUCCAGCUGCCUGGAUGGUGACACAGGGCUGCGUUCACUCUGGGGCAGUCUUCUGGCUUCACUGACUCCUCCUCCAUUGCCUCCCCCAGACCCUCCUGCCCCUCCCACUCUUUUCCAUAACUGUCCCCUUUGCCAGAAGCUCCAGAGAGACUCCCCAAGCUGCCACGCCUGCCACCACUCCAACCAUACUGUCUCCACUGGGUCUCCCAGCCCUGGGUACCACUCCCGUGGCCUGGCUCCACCCUGGCUCUGGAGUCCAAUGCCCCCCCUGCUCCCCCCGCCCCAGCAGUGUUCCCUUUUCAGUGUCAUGGAGCUAGCCCGUCUCAAGUCUUUCAUUUUCCCGGGCUAGGCAGGCAUUCAACAAAUGCAUUAAGAGGAUUUGGGAAUCCCUGAGAACCUAGAGGGCGAAAGCUUGAUUUAGAUCCUCUCUACCUCUCUGGGUCCUUGGCUGGUCCCCGUCCUCCUAGGUAAUGGAGCUUAAGGGGUUGUGGGGUAGAAGGACUGAAGGUCACUCACUCUCCUAGACCUCAGUGGCUGGCUGCUUGGCCAGAGCAGCGAUGGUACCAGGGAAAGCUCCAGCUUGGUGACCAGGGCCACAUCACAGCCAGACAGAGGAGAAGCCCCUGUCUCUCCACCUCCCUGGGUUCUAGACUUUUGCUUUUGAGUUCCCUAUGAUGGAAGGGGAAAAGUGGGGUGAGGGAGGGAGGAAAUGUUGAUUGGGGGCCUGAGUGAUGUCCCUGAAGCAGGAGAGCGAGGGACUGAUAGGGCCAAGGUGGGAUCUGCCGAGGGAAGGCGGGGUCAGGUGGGAAACCCUCUCCACACCCCAUCCCUUGGGUGUAGCCUAAAGGAGCCAGGGACUGCUGCCGCCUUCAGCCCUGCCCUUUUGUCUUCCAGCCUCUUCUUAGUACCCUGCUCCUGGGCUUCCCUCUCUUCCAGUUCUUCUCCUGGGUGUUCUCUUCACAGGCCUCU
This is a messenger RNA of Puma concolor (puma), 1805 nucleotides long. The record is from RefSeq and is a predicted model, not a curated record. NCBI's taxonomy places the organism in Eukaryota, Metazoa, Chordata, Mammalia, Carnivora, Felidae.